Molecule: messenger RNA, 10870 nt
Organism: Osmia lignaria (orchard mason bee)
Lineage: Eukaryota; Metazoa; Arthropoda; Insecta; Hymenoptera; Megachilidae
Biological process (GO): regulation of gene expression
Cellular component (GO): nucleus
Source: RefSeq, a predicted model, not a curated record
CGGAAUUCCAACCGACAGAACAGUGCCGGCGGUCGUACGACGCGGGUCUAGAGAGUGUGUGAAUAGGAUAGAGAGAGAACGAGAGAGCGCGCGCGCGAGAGAGAAAGAGCAACCCGCGGCUCUGGGGGAGGGGCGAGGAGGAAGAGAGAGGGAGAGGGACACGAGGUUGAGGACGAUCGCUAGCUAUUUACAAUCGGAGUUCGAAGGAUAAACCGCUCGUCUCGUGGCCGUGUCGGAGUCUCACGUUCUUUCCGGUGCCGAAUUCGAACGCAGAAAAUCCUCGAUCCUCGAGAAAAUUAUCGAGUGUAAAGAGAAGGAGGAAUCGAACAGUCGAUUGCGGGUGGACAAUUUUGAUUCGCGGACAGUGACGGAAUGGACACGAAGUCAGUGAGCAAAGUGAACAGUGAUAAAUCGUGAUGACCAAAUGAUUCGGAAACGAAGAGUUCCGUUUACGAUCGUUGGACCUAGUGAAAUCGUUCGUCGAGUAGCCGUUAGUUCGAGAAACGGGUAACAGUGACAAGAUCGAGCGAUCUGAUCGACAUGUAAAUCGCACGCGUAUCACCGUCGUUUACUUUUUUUUUUUUCAUCCUUUGUUUACUUUCGUUUGUACAUACGUGUUCCGUUAGUGAAGUCCCGAGCCGAAGCUGUACAUCGAAGAUCCUUAGUUUUUCGGCCACGGCGUCGGCGGACAUAUUCUGUUGAAGGGAAGCCGGUUCCUAGCCGCGUUUCGGGCAAUCAUCAGCCAUAUAUCAUUGUCGUCAUCGUCGGCAGACCGUCGAGGUGAGGGCGACGAUGCCGUACACAGUGAUACGCUCGACGUCGCACCAGGUGGAGCGAUUGAGGUUGAUUUGGACUUUCGUACCUGGCGUACGUGCGAUCAUAUGAUAAAUGUAGAACACGUUGUAUCCCGCUUUUUUUCUUUUUUCCUUUCUUUUCUUUUCGUUCGGCCUCCCCUCUUCUAAAAACCGUCCUUUCCCCGCAAAUGUUUCCUCGUCAGCUCACGUGACUCCAGUUUCGCGCCUCUUUUCGAGUCAUCGUCCAUGUGCUGGCCGCGAGGAAAACCGUAUCGGCGCUCGUCGACGGCUCACAGGAGGGAGAAACGAGACGUCGCGACUUGAUGCGCGUGUUGCACACCGUUCGAUCCGCGAGAACCGCGUCGCACGAGUUCUGUGUUCGUUUUCGAUAUCGAGAAAAGUGAGACAGAAACGAGUACCGCGACACCCACCGGGACAAAAACUGUUAUUCGAAAUUUCGCGCGCGCAAUAGCGCGUGAACCGCGCGUGUGGGUGUGUGCAGAGCACCUCCGGUUCUGUGCAACGUGUGUGCCGAUCAUCAUCUUUGUCCCUCGUUUACCGGACAGAGUGCAAUUAUCGAGGGAUAAAACGAAAGAAAGAGGUGCACGCGGCUUUCUAUCCUCGGAAAGAUACGCGUCUAAACGAGACAGCGGGGCAGAGACUAAGAGACAAUAUGAGUGAAAUGACGAGUGUCGAGCAGCAACAGCAACAACAACAGUACGUAGGCGGCAGUUCGAAUCCGGAGCACCAUUGCAAGGACUGCGGCCUUUAUUUCGAAAGCGAUAAAAGUCUCGAGGUGCACCUGCGCUACCACCAGGAGAACCUGCUAAGUCAGUGGGCGAGCCAGGCACAGCAGGAGGAGAGUAACAACAACAACAGUAAGGCCGGCAAUCACAACAGUCACGUGGGCGUAAAACGCGAAAGCGUGACCGCGCCGGCGGACUCGAGCGAGUCAUCCUCGAGACCGCCCUCUCAGGAUCCCACGUCCUCUCAACAAUCGCAACAACAACAACAACAACACUCGCAACAGCAGCAGCAACAACAGCAGCAGCAACCGCAGCAACAACAGCCUGGUGGUCAGAAUUACAAUCAUUUCCAGGCAUCGAUGUUCGGCGAGGCCAAUUAUUUCAUGCAGAACGAACCGGCCUAUAUCUUACCUCAUCACUACUCACCGCCGCGAGAAGACGCGCAAAACAAUGGUGGGAGUAGUGGUGGAGGUGGAGGUGGAGGUUAUUCGCGGUACCAUCCGUAUCAACAUCAACAACACUUUCCACCGGAACGCACCAGUUCCGUCAGUUCCACCAGUCCGAGAAGUCCGCCAAUUCAGUGUGACAAGUGCGGUGCUGUUUACGAGGACGCUAAUCAACUGGGUGAACACGUACGAACGAAUCAUUCGAAUUCACCCAGUGGUUAUCCUGGCCAACAGCAGUACCAGCAACUUGGAAACAGUCCUCAACAACAAAAUCAACAGCAACAGCUGCACUCGUCGCCGCCGCAGUCCGGUCAGCAGCAGCAGCAGCAACAGCAGCAAUCUGGUUACGAUUAUAAUGGCGGGCAAACGAUGAAAACGGAACUGAAGCAGGAACCAGAGGAGCAGGCCGAAAUUCUUGAUUUGGACUCUCACAAGGUGCAAACUCACAGGUACGAGGAGGAGCUGAUGAGGCUGCACCAACAGCAACAGCAGGAGUUGCAGAUGCAGAUGCAUCAGCAGCAGGUAAUGCAGCAGCAUCAACAGCAGCAGAGGGCUGGAUCUCAUUCGGUGAGUUCUAUGCUGGGCUGGCCACCGGCCGCUCAGCCUCACGAUUAUCACCCUGGAUUAUCGCCCAUGGGUCCCAUGGACAGCGUUUCGCCGCUCUCAGAUCAGGGUCAAUUCAUGCGUGGGCAACAUAUGCCUGUCGAACCGCCGCGACAUCCAGGUUCCCCUAUCAUUACCAGCACGCAACCGAUGCCAGGUCAUCAGAUGCCCGGUGGUCUUCUACAGCAACCACCGAAGCCUCCACCUUUGGCUAAUCAAUCGUGGAAAAGUAACGAAGCGCGGCGGCCAAAGACCUACAACUGCACCGCGUGCAACAAGUGGUUCACCAGCUCGGGACAUCUGAAAAGGCACUACAAUACGACGCUGCACAAGAACGCGGUGAAACAAAGCAAUCAACCGGAUCCAGCGAACAUGCCGAUCAGUGCUCAUCAUCAUCCUGGUAGAGAUAGUCAUUCUGGUGGUGGCAGAGGCGGUGGACCAUCCAGAUCGCCAGAGUUAUCUUCUUCCGGGAGUCCCCCAAACUUGAUGGCAGGUCCCUCGGGCGAGGCGGCGAGGGGCCUGCUCCACACGCCCACCACUCUCUACAACAACAACAACAGCAGCAACAACAACAACAAUUCCAACCACAGCAACAGCAGCAGCAGCAGCGAGUCUUCAGCGGCUCUAACCCAACAGCAGCAGCAGCAGCAACAGGCGCCUUCGGGGGUACACUUGGGCUCCACAAUGGUACCGCCGCUCAAUUCGCCGGCGCAAUCGCCACUGGCGGCUCACCAUCAGCAACAAAUGGGUUCUCCAUCCCCCCAGCUGGGCCAUCAGCAGCAGCAACAGCAGCUUCAUCACCUGCCAAUGGGUUCACCGUCGGGCCAACUUCCGGUCCACCAUCCCAUGAGUUCGCCCAUGUCACCCAUGCAUCCACCGCCGGCGCCCCACCUGAGUUCACCUUCGCCAAUGGGCUCGUCCCACCCACACCACAUGAGUUCGCCGUCUCCCAUAACGCCGGGCUCGGUCCACCCAGCAAUGGCUUCGCCCACGGCGAUGGGGGGUACUACGAUGCCUCAUCAGCCGUACCCAAACGCCUUGCCCCCCCACGUUACAACUACUACCAACAUCCCGGGCCUGCUGGAGUCUAUCACCAUCCAGCUAACUACUACUGGUAAUGAGAUGCCUUUACCGCUCUCCGGUCAAUCUCAACACCAGCAGUCACAACAUCAUCAUCACCAUCAACAGCAACAGCAGCAGCAGCAGCAGCAACAACAACAACAACAUCACCAACAGCAGCAGCAGCAGCAGCAGCAACAGCAGACUCAGGAUGUUUUACCCGGUUUCGGGACCUUCAGCAAUCAUCAGAGGCCCCUGCCGAGUUUCACUCAAUUCAAUGUGACCGGGUUUUUGAUAGGCCACAAUCAACCGCAGGCCGUUAACGUGGGGGGGCUAAGUCCGGAGGAGAACGCAUCUCCUCACGAAAGAUCGUUCGAUUCGUCUGAAUCGAAGUACGAUCCGUACAGAAGUUCGCCGCCUCGAUACGAGUCCCUCACGAACAUGGACGUGAACAUGCAUCCAAAUACCGACGGGAUGAUUAUCAAACAAUACGAGGUCCAUACUCAUAAUCAUCACAUGUCGAACUCGAUUCAUCAAUCGCCGGACAAUCUCGAGGCGAACAACAAUCUGCCGCAAGCGAUUCAAGCGAAGGAGGAAUUGAAUCCGAACAUCGGUAGAUAUUAUCAGAAACAUCAGAAAUCGAAAGUAAACUCUGUGAUCACGAAGGAACAUCAGGUGACCAGUACCAACACCGGUUCGCAUUACAUUUCCCAGGACGGUUUUCACAAGUGCAUCGAGUGCGACAAGGUAUUCAACAAGGCUUGCUACCUGACGCAACACAACAAGAGCUUCCACUCUGGCGACAAGCCGUUCAAAUGCAAUCAGUGCGGUAAGAGGUUCCCCCUCGAGUACCUGCACGCGGAGCACCUGCAGAAGCACGCCGGUGACAAGCCGUACAAGUGCGAGAUAUGUCCGAAGCAGUUUAACCACAAAACUGACCUCAGGCGGCACAUGUGCCUCCACACUGGCGAAAAGCCGUACGCCUGUGAUAAUUGCGGCAAGGGAUUCAUCAGGAAGGACCACAUGAUGAAGCACCUCGAGACGCACAAAAAGAAAUCCAACAACCAUAACGUCCAUUUGCGGGCGUGAUUCGAAGGGAGGAGAAGUUCGAACCACCGAGGAGCGAGCAUCUACUGGUCCCGCAUGAACACGGCUGUUAUCCGAUGAUCUUCGCCCUCGGACUUCGUGAUUAUCAAUCGAAAUAAGGUGAGAUCGUUGGUCGUCGAACAUCACGACGGCCGGCUCGUAAAUAAUCGACCAGAUUAUUUAGGUUCGGCUUCUCGAUCGAACUUCGUGCUUUAUCGAUCAGAGACACUGGGACUCUAGUGUACAACCGUUCGAUCGUGAUCAAAUUUGUAAUUUAUUAUUCAUAGUUCUCGUUUAAGGCAGUCCGAACAAUCUCGUAUCAUCCGAUUCCCGCCCAGAUUCGAAGGAAAAGAAAAGAAAAAAUGUUCUCCCAUCUCCGUCUGAUUCGACAAGAGAACGACAUCCUUUCGCGUUCAACCGUUGUUCACGAAGAAAGUAUAUCAUCUCGCGUUAAUAUUCUAUUGAUAUGAUAGAGAUCAUUGUUUUUUUCUAUUUUCUUUUCGCUCGGUGCUAAAGAGUACGUCUCGCGAAUAACAACGGUGCUCGGAAGGAUCUUGGUUUUUUGCUCAACGGUUUAAUAUAUUUAUUGUUUAACAACCUCGAAUCGGCUUCGAAUUUAGCACCUUUCCUAAGAAGAUUGUGUAUAUUUGAAGAUCUUGAUAUUGAAAAUCGAAUCGCGAUUCUUGAAACGACGAAAUCUGUCAAUUUUUUGGUAAGCAUUCGAUAGAUGUUUCUCGUUUAGAACAUCGCGAGUCGCGAUACACGGAGUCGAUCGUGAAUGAUCGACAGGAGAACUGUCUUUUUUUUCUUUGUUUCUUUUUUUCGUUCUUCGGUCGACUGCUCGACUCGAUGUACCGCGACUUUCGUUCGGGACAAAUUCACCUGUCGGAUCGUUUCCGAAUGCACAGUUUUCCUGGGAAAGUCGAAGCAACCGCGCGCACAUGAACAAUAAUUAAAAUCCGAAAAAAGAACGCGCAAUGGAACGUUUUCCGCUGCGACGUUGUAACUUCGAAGCUUAUCGAUUGUACAAAAUAUGUUAAAUGUAUAGGCGUAUAAUUAUUCUAAUUAUUAUUAUCACUGUAAUUAUCGAAUUCAAUUGAAUAUCGUCUAGAAAGUGAUUACGAAACCUAUUCAUAAUACUCGUAUUUUAUAGCGUACAUAGCAUACUUUAUCGAGGGAGAACGAGAGCAAAAGAUGAUUUAAAAAAAAAAAUCAUGUUUGAUAGGUAAUCGUGAAAAGGCGCGGCUAUCGAAUCACCGUAACAUUUAACAAUCGUCGUUUAGUCUUCUCUUUAUUUAACAUGAUCGGAAAUAUUUCUAUUAUGUUUUCUUUCUUUUAGAGACGGUCGAGAGGCGAAUAAAAAAUUCAUUAAUCAAUUUAGAAUAGACGUAUAGAAUAGUUUGACUUAACGACGAGCUUCUCGAAACGUUCUCUUUACAUUCCUAAUUUCUUUUUAUACAUUCCAAUUCUCGUGGUUCGAUGAGGAAAAUUAGUAUUUUCAAAAAAAGAAUUUUUAAAAAAAUUGAAUUGUCGCGUCUUUUCUAAACGUUAAGAUAGCCUAAGCAUUCGAUUUGUACGUUGCCCGGAAUGAAUCUUGCUCGUGUCGUUAAUCACGCUUAACGAAACGCGCACUUCGCGGUUUGAUUCACUUUGUAUAUUUCAAUCUAACGUUUCCGUGAAUCAGGAAUAAUUUUCAGGACGCGUGCAGAAUAUUUGUUUAAUGGGUUAUUAAAUCGUUUCGGUAUUUCGUUCAGCGUGGUGCCUCUUAAUUGCGCGUCACCCGUCGCAUACGAUCAAUUAAUGCUCGAUUAAUUGCUCUGGAAGCGCAAAACGAGCCAAUCAACGAGGAUAGGAUCGCGUCUCUCAUCUCUCGCGACACGAGCGAAUAUUCCCUUCGCGCUGCGCACAGCUCGUUACAUUUACACGUAUACAUAUAAACACAGGCACACAUUGAAUAUACGUUGACCUCGCUUUAAUAAAUUCUACAAUGUUGUUUACGCGUAAUUAUUUCUGUUGAUGAACAACGUUUAUCGGUUUUAAAAGUUUCAUGCUUGUUCGAGAAAUACACACUUGCCGGUCAAAAGUGUGGAAUCAUCUGUUAUAAAAUUUAUUACAUGUGAACAAUUUCCAUUCGGUGUUAUUUGGUACUUUGCAAAUAAAAAAUAGUAAUUCAUAAUAUCUUCAAUAAUGCAAUUAGAAAUAAUAAAAUUAAAGAAUCUUCAACGUUUUCCAAAUUAUAGUCACAACUUUUUAAAUAUAAAAAUUUCUCAAUAUACUACUUUUAUUUGGUUUUAUAGUCUACCUUUGAAAUUACAAUUAAUUCUGAAUAAUAUGGUCCCAUACUUUUGAUCGAUAGUGUACAUUUGAUCAUUAGUUUCAAGUCACUUUGUUCCUGUUCAAUUGUUAUUGUUGUGAAAACGAUGUUCUUAAGUAACGUUGAUUAAAAUUGUUCACUCGUUGUAUUAUUGUAUUUUGACGGAUAAAUCCUCUUGUUUAUUAUUCUUUCUUUUGUUUUUCAAUGUUCCAUUUCCGUGUUACACUGAAUCGUUUGUUUUAAAUCAGAGACGAGGUCCCUUUUGAUCAUGUUUCACUGCUCCAAAUAAUUAUUACUUUAUUACAUACUAAUUAACAUGUUUAUUGCACGAUGAAAAUUUCUAUGGUAUUAAAUAUACAGUAUUAUUUUAUCUCUGUUACGUAAUGUGUUUCUCGAGAAUGUGACUCAUGAUUUAUUAUCGAUUAUUUCGAGCAGUGCAUCAAUAAUUGUACAUAAAAAUAUACACCAACACACACGCACACGUCGACGUCCUUCCUCGAGUUUCGUAUUCUUUUGUUUUUUGUUUUUUUUGUUUAAUUAUUUCAUAUUAAAACUAGAGAAAGAAGAAAAGAUUGAAAGCGAGAAGAAAAAAAGACGAUAAAUUAUAUAGCACUCUUACCAUUUUUACUACGUAAUAUGAACAGCCAGAACAGACUACCUCAGAGUUCAGGAAUUUAACGAUGAAUGAAAGGAAGAAAGAAAAGAUGAAAGAGCCAAUGCAAUAAUAGUAAUGUUAUUAAAGAGGAAAGAGUAUAGGUGAGCGCGCAUCCGUGCGGGCGGAACGACGUACUUCUCCAUAUUUUUCCUUCCAUGCUCACCCUUGUUAUUUAAUAGAUAGAUUUAUCAAACUUCAAAUUUCAAUCGAAUGAUCUCAGAAAAAAACUUUAAGCAAUAGUUUCUCAUAAAUCUUUCUACCAUAUCGUAGUAGCUCUUAACACUUUCAUGGCUUUGAUACAUUAAUUUUUUAUCCCAGCAUUUAUUAUUUUAUUUCCAUUUACCGCAUCAUAUUUAUAAUUGUAAUAUCGACAAAUUUUUCUCACAGACCAUAUUUAUUCAGUAAUCCGUUUCUCAAAUUACACGAGCUAUUAACUUCAUGAAAUAUGCAGCCAUCAAAGUGUUAGAAGGGAAAACUGCUCAAAUAAUCCACUAAGAUUUUAAUGAGCUUAUGCAUAUUGAUACAGUGUUUUACAACAAAUAUUCAUCCAUGUAAUUUUAGCCAUAGACAAUUAAUAGAUGAAAUUCCGGUAGGGUUUAUCUAUUUCACUGUAACAGCUGUUUUCAAAUAAUAAUUGUAAGUUGUUUCAUACUCGUGAAAUUCUAUCGAAAAUUUAAUAUUAAAUAUUUGUUCACGCAUUCACAGUGGUAAAUUUUUUCGAGGAUUUAUCUGUUUGGCGGUACGAGGCAAUUGUGUUUCGUGGAAUAUCUAUCUUUCACAGGCUCGAUUGGUGAAACAAUAACGUUGAAAAAUUUCGAAAAUAUUAGUUUAGCACAUAAGCUGAUAUUUAAUGAAAAAUUAACCAUACGGGUCCUGUAUCUCUCGUACCGCAGGGAAUGUGUUAAUCUUUUCAUUACUGUUCUAUUGGAAAACGUUUCUCUACGUUCUUAUAUUAAAUUAUCUAAUUCAGUAUAUAAAAUAUUAUUUUUUAUAGUAAAUUAUCCAAUUUAAUAUAUAAGCGUAAAUAAACUAUGAUUAUUUCACUAGGAGUACAUAUUUUUAAUUUCUAUUUCACUCGUAGUAACUGAAGGGUUAAAUUAAUAAUCGAUAGAAAAAAAUUCAUAAUAGCAUAAUUUAUUAGACUACAAAAGCUAAUUAAAAUCCAAGUGGAUUAUUUGCAAAGCUUAGCAAUAAUUUAAUAUUUAACAUCAUUUUUAUAAAAUAGAAAAGUAGAUAUAAAAACUGCUCUCUUUCCUCUUUGCUUUUGCCGCAAAGUUCCUCGAGUCGCCCGCCGGUCGUAAAAAAAGCGUGUAAUAGAACAUUAUACAUUAUAGAUUCUAAUAUAAACAAAAAUAAAAGCGAAAUAGAAGUGAAGACUUAGGUGAGGAGCGAACACAGAGAGAGUCGACGAUGAAGGGAGGGUUGUAGAGAUCGAUGUACGUUUUAGAGACAUAUCAAACAGUAUUACUGUACACUCAGUUUUAUUAUAAAUAAUCGUAAAUUAAAGAAAAAGAAAAAGAAAUGAAAGAAGAAAGAGAGAUGAAUGGUGAAGCGAAGGGUGAAAACUUGUAGUGAGACGAACGCGUUAGAGGGGGGCGAGAUCGAUCGAGAAUGAUCAAGAAUAUAAUACAUAUUUCCGACGUCAUAUCAUUGUCAGAUAUUCGUAUUGCGAACGUGUUUCAGCGAGAAAAAAAACUAAUAUAUGUGUUUCGCAGCCGUGAUAUAUGGGCAUAAAGAGAUUAAUCGAAAGGAAAGAACAAAAGCAAUCAACAGAAUUUUUCGUUUUUUCGAUGCGUGAGAGGGAGAGAAUGGUGAAAGAAUGUGUAGAAUAAAAAUUACGAGAUCUAACACAAUGGGCAUUUACCUGCGAAACAAACGAUAUAAAUAUAUAAAUAUAUAUAUACAUGGUGAUUUUGCGAGCGACGACGAAGCGGCGAAUAACUUUCAUUCUCGUUUCUUUUUUUUUUGUAGAUUUGUUUUCGAACGACAAGACGCGUUUCGCUUGUUUCUUGUAUUAUUAUUAUCGUCAUUAUUAUUAUAUUAUUAUUAUAUAUUACGAAUAUUAUUAUUAUUGAAAAAGAAAAACGCGCAUCGUUGGUAUUUUUCACUCGUUCUGUGAGCGCGUUUUUGGUGCGGCAGCAUGUUUGUAAUUGUAAAAUAAUUGUUCCAGCACGUAAGUGCAAAAUUAUUAUAUCUAUAUUAUAUAUAUAUAUUAUAUAUAUAUAUACAUAUGUGUAUAUAUAUACACACGGUACCAAACUGUCGUUGGUUGUGCCAAAAACAUGGAAAAAAAAGGGGGAUGAAAUAGAAGGUGAAGAAAAGAUGAGAUGUAAUGGAACCUUGUGUGCUUCCCUUCACGUGUAAUUCUAAUUUUGCGGGCAUUUCACAUAAGUACGAAGAAAAGAAAGGUGACGAAAGAAUUUUAUGGAAAAAGAAAAGAUUAUAAAUAAUAAUUCUUGAGCGUGAGAUGCAGAGUAUUCGUGUUUGGAUGAAUGAACGAAUGAAGAUACGUAUGCGUGGCGUGUGUGUUUGAGAGAAAGACGUUCGAGAUCAAAGAGAAAGAUAAGGAAAGAAAGGGAAAGUGGAAGAAAUUUUUAUCCGGUAAUAACAAGUAUUUUCCGUGCACACACCCAUUCCUCGUUUUGUGCCAUAAUAAUCGAUGAAACUUGUAAGGGGGUUAAAAGAUGGAGAACGCGUGCAGUGUGGGUGUUAAAAGAGAAAGAACGAUGUUUAUAUAUUAUAUGUAUACAAAUAUAAGGCGCGAUAAACAGGGCGGAAAGGAGAGAGGAAAAACAAAGAAUGGAAUUAUUGUGCGACGAUGUUUGUUGUCCGUUCGAUGUAGAAUGCGAGCGAAAAGUCCAGCGUGAAAGCGAAAAAAACACCGAUGCAUCAUAGUAAUAACGCUCAUUGCGACGAAACGCGGUUUUUGUUCCUUCCUUUUUUUUACAUUUUUUUUUUUUUUCAAUCGUACAUCGUACAUGUUUUCUUUCUCCUGUUUGCGAUACACAGGCCGAUACGUCUCGACGUAAGAUGACGGAUAGAGUAAAAGAAAAUGAGAGAGAUAGAGAGAGAUCCUAUGAAGACGAAGAGAAGUAUAGUAUUUACAACCUGUAUUAUUUGAUACGCGUUUAAUUUUGUUUUUAUAAAUAUAUUUUAUUUCUCAAGAA